This is a messenger RNA of Neoarius graeffei (lesser salmon catfish), 4712 nucleotides long. It is a transcript of the gene scaf8, whose product is annotated as SR-related CTD-associated factor 8. Gene Ontology annotation, molecular function: RNA binding. The coding region runs from base 139 to 3915 and encodes 1258 amino acids. Gene Ontology annotation, cellular component: nucleus. The transcript is spliced from 20 exons. The record is from RefSeq and is a predicted model, not a curated record. Lineage: Eukaryota; Metazoa; Chordata; Actinopteri; Siluriformes; Ariidae.
AUCUCAGCCAGUGACACUGUAGCAGCGCCAUGCAGCUAACUGCAGCUCCAUCCCCCGGGCUGUGACCAGCAGAGGCGAGAACAACCUUUUACAAACUCAUUCUGGUACAAAAGAAGGAGAAGAAAUAACCAGUGCACCAUGGAGGCUGUUAAAGCGUUUAACGGCGAGCUGUACUCUCUGAAUGAAUACAAGCCUCCGAUCUCCAAAGCGAAGAUGACCCAGAUCACCAAGUCAGCCAUUAAAGCGAUAAAGUUCUACAAACAUGUGGUCCAAAGUGUGGAGAAGUUCAUUCAGAAGUGCAAGCCUGAGUACAAGGUCCCCGGUCUGUACGUCAUUGAUUCAAUUGUGCGUCAGUCGCGGCACCAGUUUGGCCAGGAGAAAGACGUGUUCGCACCACGCUUCAGCAAGAACAUCAUCUCCACCUUCCAGAACCUCUACAGAUGCCCUUCUGAUGAUAAGAGCAAGAUCGUCCGCGUCCUCAACCUGUGGCAGAAAAACAGCGUGUUUAAAAGUGACAUCAUCCAGCCGUUAUUGGACAUGGCAGCGGGACUCCCGCCCCCGAGCGUCACACCUGUUCCCGCCAGCACCGCUGUUCCUGUUAAUAACGCCACUCCUGGCACUCCUGCUACUCCAGCCACUCCAGCCAACAUCAUGCCCAGUUUACCGGACUGGGCCUCUCAGAUCUCCAACUCUGACACCGUGGCAGCUGUAGCACAGAUCCUACAGAGCCCUCAAGGGCAGCAGUUGCAGCAGUUGGUGCAAAGUCUGCAGAUGCAGCAGCAGAAGCCUCAGCCGUCUCUCCUGCAGGCGCUGGACGCUGGUCUGGUGGUCCAGCUGCAGGCCCUCACUGCUCAGCUCACAGCGGCCGCAGCAGCCAACACACUCAAUCCGCUCGAGCAGAGAGUCUCAUCCUUCAACAAGAAACUCUUGGGACAGUUUGACUUUGGCGGCGAGUCCGAACCGAGUGAGGAUUCUAAAAAGGACACGGCAGCACCUCAGUUGCCCAUGGUUUCGGAGUCCAUUAACAACUCCCUCUUCCAUCAGUUGGCUGAGCAGCUCCAGCAGCAGAACCUCGAACAAUUUCAGAAGCAAAUUCUAGAGCACCAACAGCAUCAGCAGAAGUCCAUAGCCAUGGAGAGCCAGGAGAGCAUCUUCGGUCCCGAGAACUCAGCCCCUCCAACACAGAGCAGCAUCCAACCACAGCUCCAGGAACAGGAAACCAAACUGGAUGAUUCUAUUGACAACCAACAACAGGACAUGGACCUGGACGAGGGACAGGACACAGUAGAUGAGGAUAUGUUUGAGUCGGAGGAGAAAAAAACCAGUGGUACUCGUUCCAGAACACACUCUCGGUCUCAUUCCAGGUCCCCAAAGAGGAGGAGGUCAAGGUCCCGCUCAGGGUCUCGGAAACGUAAACACCGGAAACGCUCACGCUCACGGUCCAGAGACCGAAAGAGGAAAUCUUCUCGUUCCUACUCCAGCGAGCGACGAGCACGGGAGAGAGAAAAGGAGCGGCAAAAGAAGGGCCUUCCUCCCAUCCGCUCCAAAUUUCUCAGCGUGUGUAGCACUACUUUGUGGGUGGGACAAGUGGACAAGAAGGCAACACAGCAAGAUCUUACCAACCUUUUUGAGGAAUUUGGCCAGAUUGAAUCCAUCAAUAUGAUUCCUCCCAGAGGGUGUGCUUACAUUUGCAUGGUACAUCGGCAGGAUGCUUAUCGUGCACGACAGAAAUUAAGCACUGGCUCGUAUAAAAUUGGCUCCAAGGUCAUUAAGAUUGCCUGGGCCCUUAAUAAGGGUGUGAAACAGGAGUACAAACAGUUCUGGGACGUGGAUCUAGGCGUGACCUACAUCCCCUGGGAGAAGGUUAAACUGGAUGACCUAGACGGCUUUGCAGAAGGAGGCAUGAUCGACCAGGAAACGGUCAACAAUGAAUGGGAAGCUCAGAAGAACACAGAAGCACCUAAGGAACCCCAGGUUCAGCCGGUGGCUGCUGAGAGCAGUGCAGCGAGCACGUCGCAGAACGAAACCUUCACACAGCCAGUCACCAUGAUGCCCGUACAGAUCCCAGUGGCACAGACCGUCCCUGCUGUCAGCCUGGUCCCGCCUGCUUUUCCUGUCACCAUGGCAAUGCCCCCACCAGGCUUUGGUCCCCCACCCCCCUUUCUCCGGGCUGGAUUCAACACUACGCAGCCUCCUCCAGGUUUCAUGGCCACUUCUGGUGUUGCGCCGUCUGCAGUUGGAGCCGGCCUCGCCUCAGCCCAAGCAGCUCUGGUACAGCCUACACAAGACAGCAACAAGGAUUCAACAUUUGGAGCAAUGCUCCCUCCGACAAGCACUAUUCCAGCAAGCUUCCUGCCCUCAGGAAUGCCUGGAGCGGUAUUCAACCCUGUGGGAACGCAAGCGCAGCAGGCCAGCACUGACAAGACAACUGCGUCUACAGAGAGUAUAGACACACCUAACGAAAUAACACUGCAGGGAAUGCAGAAUGCAGUGCGCAGUGGGAUGGGUUUACUGGGCAUGCACCCUUCUGCAUCUCUCCCUCACCCUCUCCCUGGUCAGAGGAUGCCUGGGCUGCUGCCCCUCGAACUGCGGCCGAACCUCCUUCAGGGAGCCGGGGCUCGUUUCCCCAUGCUCAUGCAGCAAGGCCUGGCGCAACAGGCCAACAGCCUCCUGGAUGGCUCGCUUCAGGCCCGUGCCCGAGCCCCUUUCCCUCAGAUGGAGCACUUUAAUCGCCCAGAAGGUCCCUUUGCGAGGGCCCCCAAUCCUACAGGUCCUGCACCAGACAACAUGGACAAAGUUAAUAAUAAUAAUAACAACACACCGACUACUUCAGACAGCGGAGGCCAGCAAGAGGGCGAUCAGGAUUAUCGCUUCCCACCUCCGGAGAAACAGAGCACGGGUCUGCUGAGGACUCCUCCUCCUGAGAUGAGGUCAGAACCCACUCCUGUUAGAGCUCCACUGCUGGAGAGACCGCCCAGAGGAGGCAUGCACAUGGAAGGCCGAGAAGGACUCGGGAGACGGGAACCCAUGCCAGGCCCUUUCAGAGCUGAGUCGCGUUGGGGUGCACCACGAGGAGACCUGGACGAGCGAGAUAUGAGAGGAAUGCCAGUAGGACCACCAAAGAGCUUUCAGGAGGAUCGGGGGAAUCCGAACUUCCAAAACCGUUUUGAAAUGCGAGGAGGAGGAGGAGGAGGAGUCAUGGGUGGAGUAGGGCCGGUUUGGAAUCGCGGAGGAGGUGGUCCCUUCAACGCGAACAUGCAUCAGGACUUUGAUGAUCGGCGUCGGCCCUGGGAGAGACAGAAGGACCGAGAUGACAGGGACUUCCGCAGAGAAAUGAACGACAACCGGCACAGAGAACGAGGUCGAGAUCGGAAUCGGGAGCGAGAGAGAGACAGAGAACGGGAUAACGAGAAGGAAAGAGAAAGGGAGCGUGGAGGCUGGGUGCCUCUUAAUCCCCAACCUCUCCUCCCUCUUCCCAGACCAUCCCAACCACUGCUCCCUCUACCGACUCCUCUGCUAAACCUGCCUCCAUGUCAACCCGAGUUGCAUCCUAAACCUCUCCUACAGCACGAACCACACCCCACAGGGAGACCAGUCGAAUCGCAGCCGGACGUAAAGACGCCCCUGCAGCCGCAGCCUGUAAAAGAGAGUGCAGGCGGCCAUGAGAAGAAAGACGCCUUUAGUGACAAUGUUGACAACCUGGACUCUAAACCCGAAACUGGCCCAGAACCCACAGCCGAGCCAUCUCGCCCCUCCCCGUCCGCUCCCACAGCCGAGCCCAUAAAUGAGACACGAGCCCCGGAAGUGUCCGCUUCCCCGCUUGUAGCUGCAGGCGGCGGGCAGACCGCGCUGAAGGAAGAACCUGAGACUGGGACUGAGCCUGAGCUAGUGAAAACGGACACUGAGGAAACAUAAUCGUCACUCAGUAGGUAAAAAGAUUUUGUAUAGUUGUCAUCUCUGUACUUAUUUCAAACGGCUUCCACAGGACCUGCUCAGUUCUGUUGCCCGAAAGAAAAAAAGAAAGAAAAAAAAAGAUUUUACCUGAUUGAUUUCAUGCCAGUUAUGUACAUCAUAGAUUGCUCAUCAUGGAGGAUUUCACUGGUAGAUGAAAUUUUAAUGUUUUAUUUUAUUUUAAUUUCUUUUUUUUUUUUUUUAAAUGCAACCCCACUGUUUUAAAGCUAGGUUUUAAAGUCCUUUGAAUUUGCUUGCCAAAAUGCCAAAAUAUUGUGUAGCCUAAUUGUAAUUUGGGGAGGGUGGGUAGCUGUGACCUUCCUAUGGAAGAGUUUAAAGGACGCUGGCUUUUUUUUUUCCCCCUAAAAAGGAUCGAAUGCAGAAUGCGUAAAGGGGGGGGGAAGGGAAAAGGGGAAAAAAAAAAAGAAAAAAAGCAGUCAAGGCCUGUUCUGUGUUUUGAUUUCCAACCAGCGGCUGCAGAAUUUAAAAUGAAUGAAUGCCUUUGUGGUGUCCUAAUGCUUGUUGUCUUUUAAGCAAAUUAUACGUACAGCCACUACAGUGAGAACAGUAAUGCAGUUUUAGUUGCUUUGAAAAGAAUACAAAAGAUUAAAAAUAUGAUGUACUAUCCCCAUCUUAAUGUCUGAUUUUUCUUCAUCACACUGCAGUGAAUACAUCGGCUCAGCCAGAAAAGGUCUCAGAAGGCAAAUGGAUGUUAAGAGCACUCUGUUUAGUUUCAAAUAAACAUGCUUUGUUGGUUAAAA